Harmonia axyridis is the source of this 2177-nucleotide messenger RNA. RefSeq names its product serine/threonine-protein kinase STK11-like. The transcript has 6 exons. Gene Ontology annotation, cellular component: cytoplasm. The record is from RefSeq and is a predicted model, not a curated record. Gene Ontology annotation, biological process: regulation of cell growth; intracellular signal transduction; glucose homeostasis. Lineage: Eukaryota; Metazoa; Arthropoda; Insecta; Coleoptera; Coccinellidae. Gene Ontology annotation, molecular function: ATP binding; protein serine/threonine kinase activity; protein kinase activator activity. Bases 127 to 1473 code for a protein of 448 amino acids.
GUAUAAGAAUCGUCAACAAGAGUGUUGUUGAAAUGGAUUGAGGAAAUAGUUUGAAAGAGUUCAAUAAAAUUGUGUUUUAAUGAUACGCGAAUUUGAUGUUAUCAUUUGCGGGAGUGUAAAAUAAUAAUGAACAGAAAUAUGUGUAAUUUAAAUGAUAAUCCAGAGGAAAGUCCCGACGAAACGGAAGUAACAAAUAGAAUUUUUAGGGUAGAAAGUGAUGAAGAACUUAGACCCUUGAGUGAUGCCGACAAACCUAUCCUUUGGGUGAACGAUACUUUAGACCUAGACGAUGAUCUUUCGUUCCCAAAUAUAUCUAAUUUCUUUCAUCGAGUAGAUAGUAAUCAAAUUCUAUAUAAAACUAAAAAAAGAAAAUUGAAAAUGGUUGGGAAAUAUGUGAUGGGGGACUUACUGGGGGAGGGUUCAUAUGGAAAAGUUAAAGAAAUGCUAGAUUCAGAGAAUCUUUGCAGAAGAGCUGUGAAAAUUUUAAAAAGACGAAAGUUACGACGUAUACCGAAUGGAGAACAAAAUGUUGAAAGAGAAAUAAACUUGUUAAAAAAAUUGCACCAUAAAAAUGUAAUCAGUCUAGUCGAUGUAAUUUAUAACGAUGAGAAGCAAAAAAUGUAUUUGAUUAUGGAAUUUUGCGUUGGGAGUCUACAGGUAAUGCUAGAGUCCACAUCACAUAAGAAAUUUCCUCUUCAUCAGGCGCAUGGUUAUUUCACACAACUAAUUGACGGUUUAGAAUACUUGCAUAGCAUGAGGAUCAUUCACAAAGAUAUAAAACCUGGUAAUUUGUUACUGACUUUAGAAGGUGAUUUGAAGAUUUCUGAUUUGGGAGUAGCCGAGACUAUAGACCUUUUUGCCGAAGAUGACACAUGUUUCCAAGGACAAGGAUCUCCUGCCUUCCAACCUCCAGAAAUUGCAAAUGGCGUUGAAACGUUUCCAGGAUUCAAAGUCGAUGUUUGGAGUUCCGGAGUCACAUUAUACAACAUAACCACAGGAUCGUAUCCUUUCGAGGGUGACAACAUCUACAGGCUGUUCGAAAACAUAGGAAAGGGCGAUUUUACAAUUCCUUUGGAAAUUGAAGAGCCUCUGAAGUCACUGUUAACGGGCAUGCUUGAUAAGGAUCCCAAUCGUAGAUUUAGUAUACAACAGAUCAGGCAACAUCCGUGGUUCUUAAGGAAGCCUCCUAAACUGAAUGUGACCGAAGUUCCUGUACCUCCACUGCAAGGUGACAGUGUACACAAAAUGACAGUUUUACCAUAUUUACAGGACCAUUAUUAUGAUUUAUCAAGUGCCGAAGAUGAUGAUGAUACGUCCAGUCACUAUAUAACAGAGAGAGAAUUGAAUGAAAUGAAGAAAGGUACCGAAGAAAAAAAUAACGAUAAAUCAGUAGUUGCACAAAAUACUAAAAGAAAAUGGAAGAAGAUAUCGUGCUUAACGCUGAGGUCAAUACCUGGUUGUAGGCAGUCGUGACACUUCUUUUUAUAUUCUUAUAGAAUAUUUUUGAUAAAUAAAUUGCUGGUUAUUUGUACCUUACUUUGGAACAGUUGUUGAUAUAUUGUUUUGAAGGUGAUCGAGAUUGAGUUACAAUAUUGCAAUAAUGGCCAUCAAAUUUCCAAUUCAUCAUUUUCUUAGCGAAAAAAUUCAGAUUAUAUUUAUGCUAUAUGUAUUUGUUUUUUUUUUCAGGAGAUUUAUGAUUUGUUAUUAUUCCGUAAUAUAUUUUGUUGAGAUUUCCAAAUUUCUAUUCUUUGGGAGACAAUAUUGUUUUUUUUUCUGUUAGUAAUUUAUGUAAAGAGAGAUGUACUUGAAUAUUUGUCAUAUAAAUUUGUUCUUCGAGUACACAAUAUCAGAUCACCUUGUAUUUUUGUUGGUUUUUGUCACUUGUUGAUAGUUUACUGUUUUAAUAGGCAUUAUACUCUUAAUAAUGUAUGCCAAAUUGGCAGGUUAAAAAUUUUUGGGGGUGAAUUUCCUUCCAACUAUUUUCGAGGAAAUGAAAACUCCUUCAAAGACCAAAUAUUGUUUGUCGUACUAUUUAUGUGUUUCUAUUGAUUUUUUCCCCAUGUUGAAGAUAUAAAUUAUUUUAGAAGUUUGUAAAUAUGAUUUUGAUUUCUGGAUUUUUAUGUAUAAAAGAUGCCAUUUUGAAAUAAACAAUUCUUAAUCGAAGAUUUCCUAAGGAA